AUGCAAACACCACCAAAGCACUCCGGCCACCACCUCCCGCAGAGUUAUUCACUCCUCGUCGCCGGGUCCUUCCUCCGUGGCCCCCCGCCGUCGAGGAUCGGCCGUACCCAGUCUGUGUCCUCGGGUCUCACUACCGCCACAGCCUUCUUCAUCGUUUUCAUCGUUGAUGCCUCUGUGCGCACCACGGCGGGCUCUAGCUGGCGGCAAGGGGGCGGCGUUGGGCCAUGCCGCCCCUGCGACAGCAGCCGCAACUGUGGUCGCCGUCCCAGAAGGAAUUCACAGCAGCGACCGUUGGACAGCGUUACAGGUACGAAUGACAGGGCCAUUUCGUGGGACUAAAGAGGCCUUGUUGCAGAAAUAUUCUGGAUCGGGUUAUGUAUUCGUCGUAUUGCAGCAGUCGCAUGAAGGUAGAGGAAAGAAGAACCACCCAAGGGUGGACAACCGGGGAGUAGUCUAGUCAACCAGCAUGCUUGCUGUACCCUCAACAACAAGUGAACAGAGGGUGCGCUUUGUCUUUUAUGUUCGCGCAUGCAGAAUAACCUGUCCCUACAUGUGCAUAGAUCAACACACAAACACACACAUGGAAGUCCGAUCUGUGAAAUUGGAAAAAAAAGAAGGCGAAAGAGGGGAAAACGUUAUGGUAAUGUCCCCCAAAAGACAAUAAUAAAACACCUCUGCAUGAUACGGAGAGAGUUCGUGAACGCCCAAGUGGCAAAGAACCUCGCGCUGCUCGUGACUUCAUUCUGCUUCUGUCGCGUGUUACCGAUCAUGUUUAACUCAACAUCUCUCUGAUGUCCAUCUGUCGCGCUGGUUUCGCGGAGUGUGCUUCGAUGAACAGCAUCUUUGUCUUGCCAAGAUGGUACGCUUCCUCGCUUAGUCCACGACUCCUCAACACUCUUGAAGCGAUCCAAAAUGCUACGGUAACUCCGAGUAGGGCGGCGGCGCCAUCACUUCCCCACCCCCCGCACCGCCAACUUCUCCAGCCCCAUCUACCUCUAUUUCUCUUU
Molecule: messenger RNA, 1007 nt
Organism: Ectocarpus sp. CCAP 1310/34
Lineage: Eukaryota; Phaeophyceae; Ectocarpales; Ectocarpaceae
Source: the annotation of a GenBank genome assembly